AUGGCUCGUCAACGCAAGGAAAAGAAGGAAAAGUCCGCCAAGGACAUCAAAUAUGCGCAUCCCGACCGCUCCGCUCCCAGCGAGCAGACCCUCCUCAACUUUGCAAAGCAGCGUGACCUGUUCGCCGAAGCCGACCGUCGACAGCGCCAGGUGGACAAUAACGAGCCUGUCCUGCCUCCCAGAGCAGAGCGAAUCCUCGAGACCAUCUUGUGGACCGUGUCGAUGGCUAUGCUGCACUUUACCUUCGAUGUGCUUGUGCAGCGGCAGUAUGGCAUUGAGGUUCUGUGGAUUCAAAUCGUCCAGCGGACGCUUGUCGCAUGGCUCGUGUUCAUCGGCCUCUUCUACGUGCUACACCCCCAUUACUCGGCCCCAACCUUUGUCCCCUUCGUCCCGAGAGAUUGGCAAGAGCCUCUUCGUCAACUCAUAUUUUUCACCAUGAGUGUUUCCGCCGGCUGCUACAUCAUCUACAUCACCAACGAGUUCGGAUACCUCGCCGUCCUGAAGCAGGCCCCGCCCGUGGGCUGCCUGUGGCUUUGGGCAGUCAUAGAGCUGGACCUCCUCUGGGCUUUCACCAGCCUGCUCAUUGCAGUUGGAUACGGUUGGACGCACGGCUACGGCUUCAAAUAA
Fusarium keratoplasticum is the source of this 627-nucleotide messenger RNA. RefSeq lists its product as uncharacterized. The transcript has 2 exons. The record is from RefSeq and is a predicted model, not a curated record. Lineage: Eukaryota; Fungi; Ascomycota; Sordariomycetes; Hypocreales; Nectriaceae. Bases 1 to 627 code for a protein of 208 amino acids.